Bradysia coprophila is the source of this 3631-nucleotide messenger RNA. It is a transcript of the gene Nab2, whose product is annotated as Nuclear polyadenosine RNA-binding 2. Gene Ontology annotation, cellular component: nucleus; cytoplasm. The record is from RefSeq and is a predicted model, not a curated record. Gene Ontology annotation, biological process: regulation of mRNA stability. Lineage: Eukaryota; Metazoa; Arthropoda; Insecta; Diptera; Sciaridae. Gene Ontology annotation, molecular function: metal ion binding; poly(A) binding.
UCUGACAGCACUGCGAGACAGCUGUCAAUUGGUUUUCUUUCAUCGAAUAAAAUCGUCUCCCAUUGAAUUAAUUAUUUUUUUGUUAAUCAUAAGCAAACCAUCAGUCCGAUCCAUAGUGAAAAUGGAUACAAUAGGAACAGAAGUGGGCCAGAAGAUGAGGAGUGCCGUUAAGGCAAAACUGAUCGAAUUGGGAACGGGAUACAUAGACGACGAAUUGCCUGACUACGUCAUGAUUAUGGUCGCAAAUAAACGAUCCAAACAACAGAUGACGGAAGAUUUAAAUUUGUUUUUAGGAUCAAACACUGAUCCGUUUGUCGGCUGGCUGCAUCAAGUGUUACAAAAGUUACAGGAAGUUACACUUCCGCCAACCACAACAACGGCAACAACAUCGUCAUCCGCAAAACGGAAGGCGUCCACCUCUGAAUCCACUGACAAGAAAAAGAAGGACAAGAAAUUGAAGCGAUCUCACAAAACUAAAUCACAAGACAGCACUGAUCCACAACAGAAGCCAGCCACACCACCACCGCCAUCCAUCACCGAUGUUUUUGCCGACCAUUUGAUUCAAAAGGCCAAAACCGGUCUCAUGCUAGAGAAUGCCGUUAACGUCAAAACCAAAUCGGAGCAUUUGGCCAAAGAAUCGAAUGACAAAAAAUCGUCCGAUGACUUUGACAUACCGACGAUAACCGAAAUCGCCGAGAACGAGGUGGUCAAAGUCAAUCGUCGCAAAGAAUUGAAUGAUCUGGCCGAAUUGCAAAAGCAAAUCAACAAAGCGAAACGGCAUCUGCGAACGUUGAAUUCGGAGGAAUCGGAAGACGAGGAUUUCGUUAAAAUCGAGGACGAUGAUGAUUUGGGCGAAGACGAUGACGAUUUUAGCGGCAAGAAACGCUAUCCGAACUCAGGUCAAACAAGUGCGAUGAAGGUGGGCGACAAAAUAGCGCACAGUCGAUCGCAGAGAGUUCAAAUCGUUUUCAAUGAAAGUCAAUCGGAAAAUUCGGACACGGCAGCAAAGGCGAAAAAAUCGGUUAUGGAAAGACUGGGCGUUAAGCCGUCUGCAUCUGCGAAUAGGGAAAAUGUGAUCAGUUUGUCGGCGAAUCGACGUGUCGAGCAAGAAAUGUAUGUGCCGGUGUUUCGGAGGAACGAUGAAGACAAACGAUCAAAACUUAGUCAGAACGAUCGCGGUGCGAUAAGAUCUCGAGACCGUGAUGGUCCAGCGGAACCAGUGAAUCGUGCCGCUUCGUCUCACAAUCGUGAACAAAUCAGAGAGCUGCGAUCACGAGAAUUGUCGCGGGGCUUAGUGGAUCGUGAGAAAAAUCGCGAAAUCGUCAGAGAUCUGAGAGAGCGUGUCGGGAAGAGUAAAAUCGUUGAAGAGAACACGGUAAAAGAGUCGGCGGUAAAACUAACGGCCAAACAACGAAUCGGAUCUCGUGUCAUUGUCGCACCACCGAAGCCAGAGUACGAGGAUGCCGUUGUCGAAGUUCCUGUUAACUCGGUGAUUCGAGUGAAGCCACGACCAAUAGUCCCAUCAAACAAACAAGCGAGUAAGAAUUUACUGCUGAAAGCGGUCGCCGAAGCCCAGAAAUCGACGGCUAUGGUGAAGCCUAGACCGGAAUCACCAUCCGUACAAAAUGUGAAUGCUGGCGCAGGUCGUGCACAAAAGUUAUUUACGAAGUCGUUUCGGGACAACAACAGCCGCAUCGGAAAAGGCAAGAAAAAUAUUGUCAUCGAGGUUACACGGACAGAGGAUCAAACACCUGACGAAGACGACGAAGACGAUGAUGUUGCCGAGUAUGUUGAAGAAGGCGAUGACGAGUACGUUACGGCUAUGAUAUCCGAUGUUGAAGAAUUCGAAGAGGAGGACGCUUACACACCAGUCAAUAUUAACAGUGACGAGGAAAUUAAACGGUACACAUACAAGCCGACAACCGACGAUCAAACUAAAUUUGUGGUGACAUUGAAUGCGGACAAGUAUAUACCGACCAGCAAAGCCAAGACGAUCGAUAGAAAACGAACCGAAGUCAAUGGUGCCGUCGCUCAAUCCGAAAAGUUAGUAAAACGAUCCGUGGACGGGGUGAUUCAGAAAGAGAAAGAAAGGACGUCGUCACCGAUGCGCGUAGACAUUGCAGCGCAGAAAGUAAAUAAAUUAAUCAUAAAAAAUGACACAGAGGACGAAGAGGAACUGCGCAGGGAAGUCGAACGGAGUAGUGUUAGCAGAAAACGAAGUCGUCUGUCGCCGAUCCGAUUCGAUUUGAAUGACGAAAAGCGGAGUAAAAUGCGAGACGAUCAAAAUACGGACGACGAUAACAUUGGGUCUGGUGAAGACGGUCAGAAAUUGACGAUUAAACGGUCGGAAGUUAGCAAAAAAUAUGACAAUCUGCCGCCACUUCUCAACUCAGUUAGCCUCACCGACAAAACGAAAACGAAGGAACGUUGCAAAUUUUAUCCAUCUUGCGGCAAGGGCGAACAAUGCGAAUUCGUGCAUCCGACCAGCCCGUGCAAAAUAUUUCCCAACUGCAAAUUCGGCGACAAAUGUCUGUAUAUUCAUCCGAAAUGCAAAUUCGAUUUAACCUGCACGCGAUUGGGAUGCAAUUUCUCUCACACAGCUGUUGUCACUGCAGCGCCUCCGCUAUCAUCGCAUGUCGUUCCGGUCAUGAACUACAAAUCCAUUGGUACCGCUGUCAACUCGUCGGUAAAAUGUAAAUUUUAUCCGAAAUGCAGCAAUACGUCGUGCCAGUUCUAUCAUCCGAAACCGUGUCACUUUGGUAAAAAUUGUGCCAACAAAGCGGAAUGCAAUUUUUACCAUUUCGAUGCACCGACACAUGCCAACAAAUUGAAAUGGGUGGCGCCGAUGGAUUUUUGAAGGGUCUUAGUCGUCGAUUGGAAGCGGGAGAGAAUGGAGCAAAAAAUUAAGAAAUUUAGUGGAAAAAAUUAAACUUUGAAUGGUCGAAGACAAGCUCAUGUUGCGAUGCAAUAUUAAUCGCAUUUUGAAGCCUUUGACGGUAGGUUUGCUGUAGUUUGCGAUGGGGGAAUGUUGAGCAAUAUAAUUAGCCAAUAUCAAACGGUCGGGUGGACUGUUUCUCCAAUAUUUUUUUGCAUUGUAAAUAAUUGAAUUUAUUCAGAAAUUCCUAAACCGAAUUGAAGGAAUAAAAUUUGAAUUGUUAAAAUUCACUGCUCGCUAUAAGAAUGUUAUUACCAGAACAUGUUUACAGUUUGCUCUAAAUGCUCCCGAAAAUUUGUCUACUGUACACAUCAUGACUGUAAGAACCAUCAAAAGUUUUAAAAUUUUGGCCAUUUUGUUCUACGUUCAUCCUCCGCUUGUACUGAAAUUACGAAUUGGAUGAUACCGGAUCCGAUUCUUCGACGUAAAUUAAUUUCGGUUGCUAAGCAAUGUAUAUAAUAGUCUGAGUGAUGCUAUCCAAUUGCUAAGACAAAUUUCUCUUCAACUAAGCCAUCUCGGAACUCCGUGUUGUUUCUGCUUUUAUAAAAUAUCCGCGUCGGUCAUGACGAUGGCAAGUUUGAAGAAAAUGAUAAAUUUAAUUUGAAAAUAAAAAAUAACUUUUGCGUUGUUAGUGUGGGAGUGAGGGUAAAGGAUCGUUUUACAGCUUUAUCAAUCAGCACGGUUUAAUUAAUAAUU